AUGGAUCUUUACGAUGUGCUCCUACAGUCUGGACUGAUAACCGGCGCGAUAGUGUUCUAUCUUGUAUUUAUUAAGAAACAAACACCAAAUAAGGGGAAUUAUAAAGAAGUUGGUUGGAACUAUCAUCUGCGGCUCUUGUUCGCUCGGUAUGCUGUACGGCGUUGGAAGUCACAAUUGAAGCCUACCAAGCUGCAUGAGGUCCCUUUGCCUGAUCUAUUCACGGGAUGGGACAGCAUCGCACUACGGACGAGCGGGCCCGAUGGGUCAGCCAUACUCCUCAGCAUCCGGAAGCUAUGUGGCCCACAGCCACUGGCCGAAAUUGUUGUUCAUGUCAAUUUACCUGAUGGAACUGUUUACAAGUUACCACAGCAUCCAGACACAGCAAUAUGUGCAUGGCAAAGCGUGGAGGAUGGUUGGAGCGCAGAAGGCCUUAAAAUUCAGGUUACUGAAGAACAGACCCGAUACAGAUUCUUGUACACUGGACUUCUGACAAGGGUUGGCGAUGGCGUUACGCAGCAUGUGAAACUUAACCUCGUCUGGUCUUCAGCCAAUAAGCCGAUCAGGUAUCCUGAUGAAUGGAGCAACGCGCUAGCAGCAGAAGCAUUAGCCCUUGAACCAUGGCGUGAUGACAAAUGGCCGUACAUGUUGAGCAAAAUGGAAGACGGAGGCUGGUUUCUAUGGGGAACUGCACAGGGUCGUUUCGAGUCAUUUGAUGAGGAAGGAAUUGUGGACAAGAGUGUAUUCUUGCGUACUCGUGGAAUAAAGGAGAGGAGAUGGGCACCUCGUGGAUAUGAGGGACUAAGACGAUCAGUCGAAAUCAUGGCGCUGGCACGAGACGGAACGACAGUGCAAAUCCGGUGCUUGUCGUAUAAAAAUGAACUGACCCAUUGCAUAUCUGGCAGUGUCCGUUUACCGAACUUUACUUACGAGGCCAUCACAUACACUGACAUCGUGAUGGCAGACUUCUGCGAAAGAUCUGAUGUGAUACCUGAUGUGUACACGAUUAAUGUGAACACUGCAAAACGUGAACUAAAGUUAGUACUUAGAAUUAAUAAAGAUGGCGGUAAAGUAUUUAGUGGAGUUCCUUACCAAUACGAAGAAGAAUAUCGCACUAUGCACGUUAACAUCAACUGUGAGCCGGGUACAGGCAUAUUGCAACUAGGAUACGAACCAUCAGUUGUAGCAGAACCAGUUUCUCGUAUCUCCCCACCAAGACAGCUCAAGUGGCUGACGGAAAAGCAAGCUGGUGAAGUUGGAUACUGCGUUGCAUUUGAAGAUGGUGCUGCUGCCUGUCCUAUGUAUGUAGGAGGGAAAGGAGCUUCUCUAGCUCUACUGGCUUCAGUGCAAAAAGAAAUGGGUUACCGUGUUCCGCCUGGAUUCUGUUUGACUACACAUGCUUUGGAAAAACAUUUAAAAGUGAAUUCUGAACUGAAGGCCGCUAUAGAUGAAAUUGAAGCAGCUAAUGAAGAUUACAAUGAAGCAAUAUUCAAGGAAAAGUGCCAGAAAGCAUCAGAUCUAUUCGUUGGUACAAAAAUAAAGGACGACAUAAGGGAUGAAAUAUUGAUCAAUAUGAAAGAACUAAGAGACAAGGCUGUAAAGCAGAAUUUGGGAUCGGAAUUGCGUUUUGCGGUUCGAUCAUCAGCCGUCGGAGAAGACAGCGAGGAGUUGUCUGCUGCUGGUCAAAAUGAAACAAUCCUUGGGUGCAUUAGCGAUGUUGACAUUUUGGAAGGAGUCCAGAAAUGUUGGGCGUCAAUGUUUGCGUUCACCAGUACUUACUAUCGCAGGCAGAACGGACAGCCGUGUCUAUGCGGUGGUGGGGUAGUGGUGCAAGCCCUGGUGACACCACGAGCGGCAGGUGUGAUGUUCACGCGACACCCAGCUCAUGGAGACCCAUCCAAACUUCUAAUUACCGCUAAUUAUGGGCUUGGAGAGAGCGUAGUUUCUGGUGCCGUCGAACCCGAUACAAUAAUUGUGAAGCGAUUAAGUAAAGACCUUAGUAUUUGGAAGAAGGAGUUGGGUUCCAAAAUAAAGAGGGUUAGAACAGAGGGUAGUGGCAUUGCAAUGGAGGAUGUACCAGAUGAUGAGAGAAGUGUCGCGUGCAUUACUGAUGCUGAAGCUUUAAAAUUGGCAAGCAUUGGAGUAUCUCAAGAAGAACUAUGGGGCGCUGGUAGAGAUAUAGAAUGGGCUAUUAAGGAGAACGAGAUAUUCCUCUUACAAGCGCGCCCCAUCACCUCCCUGGACCGUUGGACAGAAGAAGAGUUGCUCUUUGAGUUGGACUCCGCGAUUAUGGCUGAUGAUGAACUGAUUUCAUUUGGAAAUUGUGGCGAGGUCCUUCCAAAACCACUAUCAGCAAUGAAUUACGACGUAGUGUGCAGGGUGUUGACGUCUGGUAUGGACCAAAUGGUUGGUGCUAACGACAGCGGCUUUGACAAUUGCAUUUACUUAACUCACGGUAGAUGCGCUAUGGGUCUGUACAAUACCUUAUACAGAAGGGUCACUGAAAAGAUUGAUAUGCCAAUUCGCGUGUCAGAAAUGGCAAUACAUGGUCAUACCGUAGCAGAUCAACAAAUAUUGAAGACAGCGUGUCAUAGGCGACCUCCAUACAGGACUCAAACUCUUGAAGGCAUAUUGUUUAUGUUGAAGGUAUUAUUGACAUCUAAACGAGCUCUGAAUGACUCAAUGAAGGCAAGUAAAGUGAAUUAUGAAAUUAAAAGCGAUGACCCAGGGGAAAUAUUGGAAGCUAUAAUGAAAUCGCACGAUAUUCUGGAACGUGUUGCGUACAACCACUGUGUAACCAGCUCUGCAAGUACUAGCAGCCAAAUUUUAGCUAUGUCUGUGUUCAUGGAGGGCAAAAUGGACUUUAGUGCUGAAGUUUGCAGUGAAAUAAGCACAAUGUUUAGCUCCGGUGACGUACUGUCUGCAGAAGUGCCUACUGCUUUAGCAAAUAUAGUGCGCAAGUUAGAGAAAUCAGGGCUAGCUGACGAAUUUAGAGCUCAAGAUCCAAAGACAGCCCUGCAGUGGUUGAAGAAUAAUGCUCAUGAUGAUAUUUAUAUUGAUGUUCGUGCAUUCUUGGAAGAACACGGAUACAGAGCUGUUAUGGAGUUCGAUAUCCUAACUAAACCAUGGGUGUUGGUCCCAGAGGAAAUGAUGGUUGUUCUCCAAAACUUGCGCGUUACGGAUGACGUAACAAUAAAGAAAAAUAAGAGCAAUCAGGAGAUAAUUGAUGCUUUAACUAUUCCUCAACAGUCAGUCACUAAGAAAAUUCUUCGCUGGGUUCUACCGUUAUGUCACAAUACCGUGCGACAAAGAGAGGGCACGAAGGCUCAAAUGGUGCUAGUUAUACAUAAAGUGCGGCUCGCUUUUCUGCGCUUAGGACGUUUGUUAGUCAAGAAGUGGUACAUUCCAAAUGAAGACCUCGUGUUUUUCUUCCGACUACAUGAGCUACAAAAAUAUCUUGCUACUAGAGAUCCAGCUUUAUUGAAAAAAGCUAUGCUACGUCAGCAGUAUCACCCCGGUUGGUGCAAGCUAAAGUUUGAAGAGCUACACGUUGGUUGGGUAAACAAGUUGGAGCCUAAAGCACCCAAUGUAAUGGCUGGAGACGUCAAAAUAAAAGCAACUUCAGUCUGUGGAGGUGAAGUGGUGGCCAGGGCUUGCGUCAUCAAGGAUCUUGCAGAGAUUGAUCAACUGCGUCGUGGCGAUGUGCUAAUAACACACGCGACUGACAUCGGCUGGUCGCCUUACUUCCCGUUGCUUACCGGCAUUGUAACAGAACUUGGUGGACUUAUAUCACAUGGUGCUGUGAUCGCUCGAGAAUACGGUUUGCCGUGCAUCGUGGGUGCAGCCUAUGCUACAGAUAUGUUCAAAACUGGAGAUUUAGUGCGACUGUCCGGAUCUAAAGGCACAAUAGAAAAAGUUGAAGUAGCUGAAGAUAGUCAAGAUACUAGCGUUAUGAGUUAA
Spodoptera littoralis (African cotton leafworm) is the source of this 3957-nucleotide messenger RNA. The record is from the annotation of a GenBank genome assembly. Lineage: Eukaryota; Metazoa; Arthropoda; Insecta; Lepidoptera; Noctuidae.